This is a messenger RNA of Colletotrichum truncatum, 1350 nucleotides long. RefSeq names its product salicylate 1-monooxygenase. Gene Ontology annotation, molecular function: FAD binding; monooxygenase activity. NCBI's taxonomy places the organism in Eukaryota, Fungi, Ascomycota, Sordariomycetes, Glomerellales, Glomerellaceae. The record is from RefSeq and is a predicted model, not a curated record.
AUGCCCUCACAUCGACACCCCCAGCCCAAGAUUAUCAUAGCAGGCGCCGGCAUCGGUGGCCUAGCAACGGCCCUAUCACUUCACGCCGCUGGUUUCACAGACAUCCACAUUUUCGAGUCCUCGUCUCAGCUCACAACUCUCGGCGUCGGAAUCAAUGUACAGCCCUCCGCUGUGCUUAUUCUUCGAAACCUCGGAUUACUUGAAGCUCUCCAAAAGACUGGAAUCAAAACUCAAGAGCUAAACUUCUACAAUCGCCAUGGACACCAGAUCCUCAGUGAGCCGAGAGGCAUCAAAGCAGGCUACGGGGUUCCGCAGCUUAGCAUUCACCGUGGUGAAAUUCAGAUGCUUCUUCUGAGCGCAGUCAAAGAACGACUAGGCGAAAGCUCAAUCAACCUCAACCACGCCCUGACAGGCUUCACCCAAGACUCAGAAAGCAUCACUGCCGAGUUUUCGCAGCGAAGAGACGGCACGCCGGCUGCACAGCCUACCGUGACCGGCGAUAUCUUGAUAGCUGCCGACGGAAUCAACUCAACUGCAAGAAAGAUCCUCUAUCCGAAUGAAGGACCGCCCCGAUUCUCUGGCCGUAUGCUCUGGCGUGGCUGUUUGGAACGCGACCCCUAUCUCACAGGGGCUUCGAUGGUGUGGGCUGGCCAUGCAGACCAAAAGUUCAUCGCGUAUCCUAUCAGUCAAAGAUCAGCGGACAAAGGCAAGAGUCUUGUGAACUGGAUCGCCGAGCUCAGGAUCAGAGACAAAGAUGACAAAGAUCUUACACCCCCUCAGACAGAUUGGACGAAAGCCGUCGAUAAAUCUGUGUUCGAGCGCCCGUUUCACGGCUGGCGUUGUGGUGGUCUCGACAUGAAGAACCUGAUUGACGAGACUGACAAGGUAUUCGAGUUCCCCAUGAGUGACCGUGAUCCGGUUGAAAAAUGGAGCUUUGGCCGUCUUACCCUCCUUGGUGAUGCUGCCCAUGCCAUGUACCCCAUCGGCUCUAAUGGCGCAUCCCAAGCUAUUAUCGAUGCGGAGAGUUUGGCUAAAAAGCUUACCGAGAGCAUGGGAGAUGUGGAGACCGCACUGAAGGCUUAUGAGUCGGAAAGGCUACCAGCUACAGCCAAGAUUAUAAUGGCGAAUAGGGCUAAUGGACCGGACCACGUGCUUCAAAUGUGUGAAGAGCGGGCCCCGAACGGCUUCGAGAAUGUGUAUGAUGUGGUACCAAAGGAAGAGUUGGAAGCCAUCGGCAAGGUUUACAAGCAGGUGGCUGGAUUUGAGAUGAAUAGUGUCAACAAAAAGGCCAAGGAAACGGAGAAGGUCAGCGAAGAACUAGGCUUGACCAGCCCAAAGGAUUGGAUAUAA